UUGUCUUACAGUGACAUAACUGAGCAUAGCUUCUUAGGUGAGUUUGAUCUACUCCACCAUUCAUGCACAGACAUUCAUGAGCUUGACUGGACGAAGCCUGCCCAUUGUGAAGCAACAGUAAAGUAUUUCAAGCUAUGUCAUGCUCACAAGGAGAUCACUCAGCUUAAUGUGGAGGUCCACCAACUACGCACAGCAAUUCAUGACAAAGCCGCCCAGAUGACAACAGUCAUUACUGAACUUUUAGUUUUGGAUCCUCCAUUAGCGCAUGAGCUACAAUGGCAAUGGAAAGCACAUGAAGCUGUCAAUGCU
Suillus subaureus is the source of this 309-nucleotide messenger RNA. RefSeq lists its product as uncharacterized. The record is from RefSeq and is a predicted model, not a curated record. The transcript has a single exon. The annotation marks the transcript as partial. Lineage: Eukaryota; Fungi; Basidiomycota; Agaricomycetes; Boletales; Suillaceae.